Messenger RNA from Aureobasidium pullulans EXF-150, 885 nucleotides. RefSeq names its product NAD(P)-binding protein. Bases 1 to 885 code for a protein of 294 amino acids. The transcript is spliced from 6 exons. The record is from RefSeq and is a predicted model, not a curated record. NCBI's taxonomy places the organism in Eukaryota, Fungi, Ascomycota, Dothideomycetes, Dothideales, Saccotheciaceae.
AUGGCUGAGACUCACCACUUCCACGCCCACAAGCUGUUUAGCAUGGAGGGCAAAGUCGCAGUUGUCACUGGAGGUGGCUCUGGCAUUGGACUGAUGGCCACACAAGCUCUCGCUGCCAACGGCGCAAAGGUCUACAUUGUCGGCAGAAACGUCGACAAGCUUAAGACUGCAAGCAAGGAGCACGAGCCUGACCACGGAGAGAUCAUCCCUAUUGGAGACGUCGACGUGACCAACAAGGACGACCUUGAGAAGUUGGUCCAGGAGAUUCAGAAGAAGGAGAAGUGUAUUCAUCUGCUUGUUGCCAACGCCGGUGUUCCUGGACCUAAGGCUGAGCCCGACAAGUCAGAUGCUGGGGAGCUCAAGGACAAGCUGUGGAAGGGAGAAUCAGUCCAGGAGUGGAACGACACAUACUCGACCGAUGUCACAUCAGUGUACUUCACCACGGUCGCGUUCCUGCCAUUGCUGCAGGCGGCUAUUGAGCCCCAGGGCUCCGGAGAGCGUUUCAGCUCAUCCGUAAUCACCACGUCGUCCAUGAGUGGUAUCAUGCGCCACGCUCAAGGCCACUUCGCUUACAACACAGCCAAGGGCGCAACAGUGCACCUGACCAAGCUGAUGAGCGCCGAGUUCAUGAAGGUCGGCGUCCGCGUCAACAGCAUCGCACCAGGAUACUUCCCCAGCGAGAUGACAGCCAAGAGCUCCGACGACAGACAGAAGAGCGAUCUGCCACCGGAGAAGGUCGCCGAGAAGGGCCACGUGCCUCAGAUGCGCGGUGGCCGUGACGAGGAGAUGGGUAUGGCUAUGCUGUUCCUCGCAAAGAACACUUAUGUCAACGGAGAGAUUCUUGCAGUUGACGGUGGAGUUCUCAACAUGUUGGCUGGCCGUUAA